This is a messenger RNA of Knipowitschia caucasica, 789 nucleotides long. The record is from the annotation of a GenBank genome assembly. Lineage: Eukaryota; Metazoa; Chordata; Actinopteri; Gobiiformes; Gobiidae.
AUGACCGACGAGGGGACCGCAGAGAGGUGUCUGCGCAAAAUCAACGGCAAGCCCCUCCCUGGAGCCAACCCGCCAACAAGGUUUAAGUUGAACAGAGCCACCUUCGGAAAGCAAGAGACCGGUCCCAUGUUCUCUCUGUUCGUGGGGGACCUCACUCCGGAGGUGGACGACGGCAUGUUGUACGAGUACUUCUACAACCGCUACCCCCAGUGCCGUGGGGGGAAGGUGGUGCUGGACCAUCUGGGUAACUCCAAGGGCUGUGGCUUUGUGCAGUUCCCAGACGAACGGCUGCAGAAGCGGGCGCUGGACGAGUGCCAGGGGGCUGUGGGUCUGGGGGGUAAAGCUCUCAGACUCAGCCUCGCUGCAAACAACUUAAAGAUCAAACAACCGCAGCCCACGUCCAGCACGUCAACCGACACCAAAACCUGGAGCGGCUACAGCCAAAGCUACGACCCCUACAACCAGUACAGUGCCUACGGCUACGGCUACCCCAGCGCCACCACCUGGGGCUACGACCAGAACGCCUUUGGAUACUACCCCGGAUACGACUACUCCCAGUACAUGGCCAUGCAGGACGGAGAGAUGGCUGCAGAGGACGGUGCUGUCCCAGAGGACGACGGAACUGAAGACCCAGACCCCCCUCUGGACAUCGAGGAGGAGAACAGGAGGUACAUGGAGCAGAGCGAGGAGCUGUUUGAUGCCCUCAGCCACACUCACUGGGUCCCAGAGGACUUCCAGCAGGAGCAGGACUAUGUACUGUCGCUGGUACCUGAGCCCAUCACAGCCUGA